GAUAGAACAAUAGGUAUGCCUAGGCUUCAAUUAGGAUAAGGGUCGAUUGGGACACCAGGCUUGCGGAAGUAGCCUAUUAUCGAUUGAAUUAACUAUGUCUAUGGACAAGUUAUGCAAAAUGAUUUGGUCUCACAAUCUCUUCAAAUGAUAGGCAAUAAUCAAAGGGUGUCAUUAUCGAACCAGCAUAUUCCACCACCCCGAGACCAUCCGAUAUCUGAGUUUUAUUGAACCAUGAGUAGGCAUAUUUACAAGUCAGUUUUAAAGUUUAUCAUCGUUGCUCCAGUGCUUCUUUUCUUGGCAUACUUCACCCCUUCGUCCGUCAGGUACUUGGAAGGGCUUGUCCCAAUGGAUAUAUGUUUUUUACCAGGGGAAAAGUUGAAGUUGGACAACACUAUAGAUGCCUCUCUGAAACUUUGGUACAGAACGGACGUCCAGACAUGUACGGAAUGGGGAGCGCCUAUCAUCUGGGAGGGCAUGUUUGAACCUGAUGACUAUGACCGGGAGCAUAAGAAAAACCACUCCUCUGUGGCUCUGACUGUCUUUGCUGUGGGAAGGUAUCUAGACGUGUAUCUGGAGACCUUCCUCCUUUCUGCUGAGCUUCAUUUUAUGGUGGCUCUUCCUGUGACGUACUAUGUGUUCACGGACGCUCCUGCCAAAGUGCCCAACCUCCAGUUGGCUGAGGGGCGGAGGUUAAAGGUCAUAAAGGUUCAGAAGCAUUCUCGCUGGCAGGACGUCUCCAUGAUACGCAUGAAGGCUGUCGCCAACGCCAUCAACGACAUCCGCCACACGAGCAGCUACGUCUUCUGCUUCGACGUGGACCAGCUGUUUGUCGGGAGGUUUGGCUCCGAGGCGCUGGGGGAGUCUGUGGCUCUGCUCCACGCCUACUACUAUCAUCGCCCCCGCCGUCUGUUCUCCUACGACCACAACCCCAGCUCCACGGCCUACAUGAAGGCCGGGGCGGGCGACUUCUACUACCACGCCGCCGUGUUUGGGGGCACCUGGCAGAGCGUCUUGGCGCUGACGGAAAGCUGUUACCAAGCCAUCCUGGAGGACAAGAGCCGAGGGGUGGAGGCACUGUGGCACGACGAGAGCCACCUGAACAAGUACCUGUGGCUCCACAAGCCCAGCAGGGUGCUGUCGCCAGAGUACUGCUGGGCCCCGGAAAUCGGACGCCGCGGCGACAUCCGGGUCAAGCGGCUGCUCUGGGCUGAGAAGCAGUACGACAGGCUGAGGGACGCCCCCUAGGGGUUCAGGUGAUCCUGUGGGCUGCUUUGACGUAACAUGGGGAGGGGGGAUUCAAGGACUACUGGGAUGUAUCACACUAUUGUGUGUGUGUGUGUGUGUGUGUGUAAAAUGUCUCUUCAUAUCGCAUUGCGCGUGCACUUGGCCAACUUGAAGUGAGUCUGCUGUUUUUCAUGUUAAGGCUUGCUUCCUGUAGGUAUAAUGUUUUUUUACAGCCGUGGCUUUUAUGCUGCUACCAAUAAUACACAUUGUCUUCAACUUUGCAAUGCUGGCCCCUCAGGUGGAUACUUUGAAUCUGUCAGGACUAUAAGGAAGCGAAACCUAUGAUAAAAA
Molecule: messenger RNA, 1575 nt
Organism: Hypomesus transpacificus
Lineage: Eukaryota; Metazoa; Chordata; Actinopteri; Osmeriformes; Osmeridae
Product: alpha-1,3-galactosyltransferase 2-like
Exons: 5
Coding region: 232-1245 (337 amino acids)
Biological process (GO): carbohydrate metabolic process
Cellular component (GO): membrane; vesicle; Golgi apparatus
Molecular function (GO): hexosyltransferase activity
Source: RefSeq, a predicted model, not a curated record